Molecule: messenger RNA, 1365 nt
Organism: Spirometra erinaceieuropaei
Lineage: Eukaryota; Metazoa; Platyhelminthes; Cestoda; Diphyllobothriidea; Diphyllobothriidae
Source: the annotation of a GenBank genome assembly
AUGCUAAAUAAGCCCUUCAAGUUGUCUACCGGACGUCAACAAACUUCUCUAGGGGCCUACGCCAACGGAUGCUAUGCGGUUAGCGAAUCCAAUGGUAUGUUGUCAGAAGACGUUGACACAGGCGUUCUGUCUUUCAUGACCAACAGUGACUGCAGGUGGUUAUUGUAAUCCAGCCGAAACCCCACGAUGACAGUGAUGUGUACUUCGUGUACUCGACCUACAAACAUCGUCUCGCACCCUUCCUCUCCCUCUCCCCAGCCCCAGUGGCGACAACACACCGACUUCGUCAUGCUUGGUGGCAUGUGGACGGAGAGUGUUAAUAACUCAUGUGGUCUUUAUAGACCCCAUGGGAUUUCAUAUUUCUAUUCGUCACGUAACUGUUUGUGCCUGGUGAUAAAUUACCGAAAACAUGUGUUUGCAGACUUGGCUUUCAAAGUAUUGUUCAAAUGGUUCAUGAUCCUGAAAGUUUACAGAUCAUCAUGAAACUAUGCAUAAAGUAAUGCUGGGUAUCCGAACCUGCCUAAGGGCAAAAAGAGCACUUUUAUGAAAAUCGUGGAGUCCAAACGACUCUUAAAAAUACCUUUGCUGGGGUAAUUUUUACCAAAACGUCAGCGGUUCGCAUCGACAAAUCAAAGUUAUAACAGGGUAGACUUUCGGUACGUUACAACUGACGUGUUUUUAUCGCAUCUACCAACAAGGCGAUUUUAGCCAUUUCCUCGUUUUCAUUAUCUGUCCGCCUAUCAGUAUUCUCACUUGUUAAGUUAUCGUGGGAUACCCGUUCAUUGUUCUUUUUUUAUUUAUAAAUAAUAAAUAUUUCGAUUGCCAUUAGGAGUGAGGAGGCGAGUUCCAGGAAGCGGUCAAGAAGAAGGAGGUGCGAUCGCUAGAAUAAGAGUCGUGUUCGCCGAACGUUUUGAAUUCACACUCGAGUUCGUUGCCACUGACAGAAGCAGAUAAGGGCAGUGUUUUGCAAAAGUAUUUUAACAGAUGCAUACUACAAAAACCAUGAAACGUAUGCAAGAUAUUACUCUUAUGUGACUCUUUCCCCGAUGGUAGAUUAGAAUGUGAAUCUGAGACGUCAGGCAAAUAAAGCUCUUGUUCAUGGGAUUGCAUCUCCUUUCCAUCUGUUCAGAUUCCCUUCGGCUUAAUGGAAGUCCGUCUGCGACAAUUACUUAUGAACAUUUUCAGGGUAUUAACGGAAUGCUUCUGGGGCACUACUACUACUACUACUACUACUACUACUACUACUAUGGACAGUUCCACUGUCGAUUUCGACUACGUCCACCCUACGUUCCAUAUCCGGAGGUAAGCAGGGAUGGCCACAUGCGCGUGGACUUGCGCAGCACCUGUCUCACCCUCUCCUCCUAG